UUAUCCUUGCGGAUGUAGCCCUCGUGCCCAGACGAGACAGGCAGGUAGUGAUGUGGCUGAGGUCCGCGGCGGAACGAUCUACGCGACGACAAAGAGACGAGAUGUUGUUAGCAGGGAGAUCCCAUUAACUGAGGGCGCAUGUUGUGAUAUGGUCGUAACAAAAGCGCUACUCGCGUGGGAAAUGGAGAAGAAAAGGUGGGAUUGCACUGCUCUCCCCAAGGGCUGGAAAAUGGAAGAAGUGACCAGAAAGUCGGGUUUGUCAGCUGGAAAAAGCGAUGUCUAUUAUUUUAGUCCAUCUGGGAAGAAGUUUCGGAGCAAGCCUCAGCUGGCUCGUUACCUUGGUAACCAGAUGGACCUCAGCUCCUUCGAUUUCCGCACGGGGAAGAUGCUCAUGAGCAAGUUGAAUAAGAACCGCCAGAGACUGCGCUAUGAUAACAAUAACCAGAACAAGGGCAAGCCUGACUUGAACACGUCGCUUCCUGUCAGACAGACAGCCUCCAUCUUUAAGCAGCCUGUUACCAAGGUUACCAACCACCCAAACAACAAAGUGAAGACAGAUCCUCAGAAAGCCGUCGACCAGCCUAGACAGCUGUUUUGGGAGAAGAAACUCAGUGGUCUUAAUGCUUAUGACAUUGCAGAGGAGCUGGUCAAAACAAUGGAGCUUCCAAAAGGCCUGCAAGGUGUUGGUCCAGGCUGCACAGACAAGACUCUCCUGUCUGCUAUUGCCAGCGCUCUGCACACGAGCGCUGCUCCCAUCACCGGCCAGCUGUCUGCGGCUGUGGAGAAGAACCCUGGAGUGUGGCUCAACACGGCUCAGCCGCUGUGCAAGGCAUUCAUAGUCACUGAUGAGGACAUCAGGAAACAGGAGGAGCUGGUGUACAGUGUGAGGAAAAGGCUGGAGGAGGCACUGAUGGCAGAUAUGUUGGCCCACGUUGAGGAGGCUGCCAACGAAGGAGAGGCUCUGAAGGAGGAGGGCAACGGCAGUGAAGAUAUGGAGAGCGUAUAGCACAGAGUUUUGUGAAGUCCGGGUGGGUUUGUUCAAAGCCUGCACACAUACGACCAUGAACAGUAGGAGCCCUGCAGCAUUCCAGCCCUGGUGAACUGUCCCUGAGUAUCUGUGUCCAACUUAAACCUUCACCUGACUUCAGCCAGUCCCAUCCAGCCUGAAGUCCUGUGUACCCCAGAGGGAACACCUGGGAGUCUUGUAUAACUCCACCAGAUAGGACUUUUGACUUCAAGGCCAAUUUAAACACUCUGAGCUCCCCCCCCCUCACUUGGACAUUUUAAAACAUUUUUUAAAAGAAGUUGCAGCAAAUAGACUUGCAAAUAUUAAAAUGAACUUAUCUCCAGUUUGUCAAAUUCAGUGUUUGGUCAUAAGUGUAUUUUCUACUAAAAGGCUUUGAAUGGUUAUGAAUUAUUUGUGACAAUCAUGUCAGAUCCAAACAUUUUAUGUCAGCUUCAGUUCGACCUGGGUGCUUUUGUUUCUGGGCCCAUUAGAGAUGAAUGUUUUGUAUUUUUGACAGGUCGUUUUCUUGUAUUUUAUGAUGCACUACAUGAGUAGUCUGACACAGAAUACAUCAACUGUCUUUUCUAGUGGAACCUGUUCACAUCUAACUAUACUGGCUUGAGCUAAUUUAAAUGAGUGCUGGUGCCAACCUGCAGGUGGCUGAUGUUACUAAUGCACAUGUUCUUGUCGUCCCAUGUCCUUUCAUUAGAGAGUCUGUUUGUCUUGCUAUAAUUUCAAGGAAAAUAUUGUCUGUAUUGUCAGGUGUUUUACUCUGAGUCAUUUUUGACCAAAGAGGAAACGUCAUUUUUAAGAGAAGGGUGUAGGUUUACUUAUGUGUAACUUAGUCUGCUUCAUCUUUUACUGUAAGCGACUGUCCUGGCUCUGCUGUUGUAAACAUGAGGAAGGUAAAAAAAGAAAAGUACACAUGAUGGACCUCAGUGGGAGAAAAAUGACUUGAAACCUCUUUCUAAUGUACAAUUUGUACUGUUUUAAACUGUCAUAAUCAUCAUAGGUGCUUACUGAUGUUGUGAAACAUUGCUGUUUAGUGCCAAGGCUUUGUUUUGGUCAGCUUCAGUCCACUUUCUAUUUUUUUUUUUUCCCAUAUGUGUCAAUGUUACCACACACAUGCUGCCUCCUUGUAGACCCAUGCACAGAAUUGGUGACACAACAAGUUACAGUUAACGUUUAGUUUUAAUGUCUUUUCAUUUGGUAUCUGAGGAAUAAUGACUUUGUAUUUUUUUUUUCUCUAAGUUUGAUGGUGAAUAACACCACCAGCCCAAAUCAUGAAAUUCCCUUCUCAAUAUCAGCAGGCUGAUUGCUGAAAUGAAUUUGAUUGUAUUACUUAUUAAAAUGAGUCUGUAUGUCAUUGA
Messenger RNA from Scatophagus argus, 2376 nucleotides. RefSeq names its product methyl-CpG binding domain protein 3b (gene mbd3b). Bases 149 to 1006 code for a protein of 285 amino acids. Gene Ontology annotation, molecular function: DNA binding. The transcript is spliced from 8 exons. The record is from RefSeq and is a predicted model, not a curated record. NCBI's taxonomy places the organism in Eukaryota, Metazoa, Chordata, Actinopteri, Scatophagidae.